AUGAUGUGGCUCUCGAGACUGGCUUACGGCCUUGGCCUGCUCUCCACGGUUACGGGAACUAUUCUCCAGAACGGUCAGGUCAGAGAGACGAAUUACCCUGAUACCAGGAUCGACCUAGCCGCUGGAUCGUACACGACCUUUGCCAAUAACGCCUGCGCCAUCAGCUACCUCGGGCGAUGGGACUCAAAGAAGGUUUCUUGGUGGGCUGCUCCCGGUAUCCGCUUUGGCUUCACCGGUCAGACGGUUGCUGUCACCUUCGGUGAACACACCAUCGACGGAACCCUUGUAGGCUACCGCCUUAGCGGCCUGGACUGGCAGUUCACAAACGUUACCGCGGGUGGAACCCACCUCUUCAUCAGCCCAGAGACCGAGGGGAUCGACCUGACCGCGCCCGUUAGCCCAAACACGUUUGAGAUGAGGGUGACGAACUGGGGCUACGGCAUCCAGAUCGAUAGUGUCCAUGUCGGCGAGGGUGACAAGAUUGUCAAGGUUGCGCCUCAGCCCCGGUUCGUCGAGUUCAUCGGCGACAGCUUGUCCUCCGGCAUGUACAACUCGUACGAGGCCCUCUCGGGUUUCGCUUACGGCGUCGGACAGGGUCUCGGAAACACGGAAUACUCCAUCACGGCGUACCCGGGCAUCUGUGUCGCCGACCAAGACUGUUGGGGAAAUACCAGGGGCCAGAGCCACCAGUGGUUCUACACCACCGACAAUAGCUGGAGGUCCAAGGAGCUCUACGGCGAUGAACCGGAGGCUUGGGACUUUGAGAAGCAGCAGAAGGCGGACCUCGUCGUCAUCAACCUUGGCACCAAUGACGCGAACGCCGCCAACAACGUCUCAAGCGCAACCUACAUCGAGCACUACAAGCGCCUCAUUCAGGGAAUACACGGCGUGUGGCCCGAUGCCCAAGUCAUAGUCAUGCAAAUGUGGCAAGGCUUCUACCAGGACGGCAACUCAUACAACCAGAACACCGACUUCCGCAACGAAGUCUACUCCGUGUACGAGUAUUUCAACUCGGAAGAGUAUCUCAACAACCCAGUCAUCUGGGAUGGUAUUACCGAGGAGGCUACCGAGACGAACGAGAAGGCGAAGCCCUUUGUGCACUUCUUCAACACGACCGGUAUCCUCCAACAUAACGACAUCGCACCGCAAUGGCACCCCACCGACGUUGGACAGAUCAAGGUUGCCAGCCACCUUAUCCAAUUCAUUACCCAAAAACUAGGCUGGCAUCUAUAUGCCACCGGACCCGAGGUCUUUGCCGAUACUCUUUACUGGAACGACCAGUCUGGCUACUAG
This is a messenger RNA of Parascedosporium putredinis, 1293 nucleotides long. NCBI's taxonomy places the organism in Eukaryota, Fungi, Ascomycota, Sordariomycetes, Microascales, Microascaceae. The record is from the annotation of a GenBank genome assembly.